AAAAGGCAACGAAAUCCUUCCCAAAGCAUCAGUCAAACGCAAGACUACAAACCAAUCGCAUCUAGCGCUCGCUCGUUCGAAAGCUCCAAAACAAACACCAAACACUCAACAUGUUCAAAUACGUGAUCGUUGUUCUGGCCCUGAUUGCCGCCGUCUUCGCUGCCCCCAAGCCGCAGUUCCUCUACACGCCGACGGCUUACAGUGCGUACAACACGUAUGCUGCUCCGGCCGCUGCCACCGUCUACAGCUCGGGUGCCUAUGUACCGGCCGCUUACUCUGCCUACGCCCCAGCUGCUGCCACCUACUCGGCUUACGCUCCCCUUACCUAUCUGUAA
Messenger RNA from Anopheles maculipalpis, 335 nucleotides. RefSeq lists its product as uncharacterized. The transcript is spliced from 2 exons. Lineage: Eukaryota; Metazoa; Arthropoda; Insecta; Diptera; Culicidae. The record is from RefSeq and is a predicted model, not a curated record. Bases 111 to 335 code for a protein of 74 amino acids.